This is a messenger RNA of Hibiscus syriacus, 1352 nucleotides long. RefSeq names its product cysteine protease RD19A-like. The transcript is spliced from 4 exons. Gene Ontology annotation, cellular component: lysosome. Gene Ontology annotation, molecular function: cysteine-type endopeptidase activity. Lineage: Eukaryota; Viridiplantae; Streptophyta; Magnoliopsida; Malvales; Malvaceae. The coding region runs from base 31 to 1134 and encodes 367 amino acids. The record is from RefSeq and is a predicted model, not a curated record.
AUUAAUUUCCCAAUCUACUUGCCCAAAAAAAUGGAACGCCUAUCGCUUCUCUUUCUGCUCCUCUCAUCGUUCGUUGCUUCCGCCGUCGUUGCGGAGGUUAUCAGCAACGACGAUACUCUGAUCCGUCAAGUGGUACCCGAAGGAGUCGCCGAGGAAGACUUUCAUGAUCAACUCCUCAACGCCGAGCACCAUUUCACGCUGUUCAAAUCCAAGUUCGGGAAGACUUACGCCACGAAGGACGAACACGAUUACCGAUUGGGAGUCUUCAAGGCUAACUUGCGCCGCGCCAAGCGUCAUCAGCUCCUAGACCCUACUGCCUUCCACGGCGUUACUAAGUUCUCCGAUUUAACUCCAUCGGAGUUCCGUCACAAGUUCCUUGGCUUGAAAUCGCUCAAACUCCCAACCGAUGCCGAAAAGGCUCCUAUUCUUCCCACUGAAAAUUUGCCCGUUGACUUUGACUGGCGCGACCACGGCGCUGUUACCGGCGUCAAAGAUCAAGGAUCGUGUGGGUCAUGCUGGGCCUUUAGUACCACAGGAGCUUUGGAGGGAGCCCAUUAUUUAUCGACAGGGGAGCUUGUCAGCUUGAGCGAACAGCAGCUUGUCGAGUGUGAUCACGAGUGUGAUCCACAAGAAUAUGGUGCGUGCGACUCGGGGUGUAAUGGUGGGCUUAUGACCACUGCUUUCGAGUACACUCUUAAGGCUGGUGGACUUGAGAGGGAGAACGACUAUCCUUACACUGGGAAUGACCGUGCUCCCUGCAAAUUUGACAAGACCAAAAUUGCAGCUUCUGUUUCUAACUUCAGUGUUAUAUCUAUUGACGAGGACCAAAUCGCUGCAAAUUUGGUUAAACAUGGUCCUCUUGCAGUGGGCAUCAAUGCUGCUUUUAUGCAGACAUACAUGCACGGGGUUUCAUGCCCGUACAUUUGUGGGAAGCAUUUGGAUCAUGGAGUCCUUCUCGUAGGCUACGGUGAUGCUGGUUACGCCCCGAUCCGAUUCAAGAACAAGCCUUAUUGGAUCAUAAAGAAUUCAUGGGGAGAAAAUUGGGGAGAAAACGGAUAUUACAAGAUCUGUAGGGGUAAGAAUGUUUGUGGCGUGGACUCCAUGGUAUCAAGUGUAUCUGCCUUGCAUAUUUAACAAAAAAAAGGCAGUAGCAGCCACAGUAGAUUUGCUUUGUAACUAAAUGAUAAGCAACACUAGUAGUAAUCAGUAUUCAAACACAUAUAUCAGUAUGUACUAUUUCCAUUUUCCAGCAAUGCUAUGGCUUGAAAGUUGUAACUGAAUAAUCUUUUCCUUGGGAUAUCACUAAUCUUAAGACCUGUGUCUGCUAUAAAAAUUAUAUUGCGUUUGCAUUC